CAUUUACCAAAAUAAACCUUGAUUCGGCCAUUGUUUUGGUUUGCAGCUUUCAGCUUACGAGAUUUACUUCAAAAUGAAUAUGAGAACACCUCAGUCGUUACUAAAUGAAGACGAUCCUAAUAUUGUGAAUAUGCCAAGUCAAGACGUCGACUUUUCUGAGUACAUGUGGAUGGAAGAAAUGGACGAGUUUGAUCGUCAGGUGCAAGAAGAGCUACAGGAACAAGAAAUGAUUGAAGAAUGUUUCGAGGAUCUCUAUGAAAUGGAACGGCUUGCUAGUGAAAUCCUGUCUAGUUCCCCUGUUGAAAAUGAUUUUAUCACGUUUGACUCUGCCCAUGCUGGUAUGAGAACAAAUGGCAUGGCCCAUGGAUGGCAGGACCAUUCAUUAUCGUCCACUCCUUCCACUGAGGUCACCAUUGUUUCCAGCAAGCUGAAUCCACUGGCUCCUGAAUUUUAUCCCAGAGGGCAGUGCUAGCAUUCUUCACUGUGCGUGUUAGUUCUAAUCUAUUUGUUCCUACUUCAAGUGCUGGCUGGGAGUAUUAUCACUGACUUGGUCCACACUGCCUCAACUACUUGCUCUAUGUUGUCUUGUUGACUACUGACCUUAUUGCAAAUCCUGAAAGCUCACAAACACAUGCAUGAAAUGUAUGAAUGCCUUUUUUAACAUAGGGUAACUCUUUUUAUUUUCAUCGUGAUGAGAAAGGGUUUAAUGUGUGCUUUUUUUUUUAGCGCUUUUUGUUCAUGAAGUGUUUCCCUCCCCUCCCCCGAAAAAAAAAGCUUUCUAAAUGUUCGAAUGUUGUUCUAAAACAAAAAAAAAGUUUUUGCUUUUAUAGCUCACUUUGAUGCUUCAAAAUGGGAGCAAUGUAUUUAAAUACUAAAUGUUGCACAUGUCUUACGAUUAAGAAUAGGUGGUGAACUGAAUUUUUUAUGAGGUUACAAACAUUUGGAAUUUUUUUUUUUAUGAAUAGCAAAAUUUUUAUGAA
Messenger RNA from Aplysia californica (California sea hare), 980 nucleotides. Its product is annotated as polyadenylate-binding protein-interacting protein 2. Bases 74 to 472 code for a protein of 132 amino acids. The transcript is spliced from 4 exons. Gene Ontology annotation, molecular function: mRNA regulatory element binding translation repressor activity. NCBI's taxonomy places the organism in Eukaryota, Metazoa, Mollusca, Gastropoda, Aplysiida, Aplysiidae. Gene Ontology annotation, biological process: negative regulation of translational initiation. The record is from RefSeq and is a predicted model, not a curated record. Gene Ontology annotation, cellular component: cytoplasm.